GGCGGUGCGCGCCGCGAGGUGUCGCUUCUGACCUGGGUCUGACGGAGCCGGCCGUGGGCUUCUGGGGUGCUCACCCCUGCCGCCGCCUCCUUCCCUUCCUGUUUCUCGUCCUCUUCUCCCGGGUCCCGGGAGCCCCCGCCCGGGGAGGCGCCCUGCUGAGCUUGGUGCCUGAGCAUAGGCGUGGCUGGUGACAGCAUGACGAGCGAGGUGAUUGAAGAUGAGAAGCAAUUCUAUUCCAAGGCCGAGACGUACUGGAAGGAGGUCCCGCCCACCGUGGACGGCAUGCUCGGGGGGUAUGGCCACAUCUCCAGCAUCGACAUCAACAGCUCCCGGAAGUUCCUGCAGAGGUUUCUGAGGGAAGGCCCCAACAAGACGGGGACCUCGUGUGCCCUGGACUGCGGAGCCGGCAUCAGGAUCACCAAGCGGCUGCUCUUGCCUCUCUUUGGCGUGGUGGACAUGGUGGAUGUGACGGAGGACUUCCUGGUCAAGGCGAAGAGCUACCUGGGCGAGGAGGGCAAGAGAGUGAGGAACUACUUCUGCUGUGGCCUCCAGGACUUCAGCCCCGAGCCGCACUCUUACGACGUGAUCUGGAUCCAGUGGGUGAUAGGCCACCUGACUGACCAGCACCUGGCCGAGUUCCUGCGGCGCUGCAAGCGGGGCCUGCGGCCCAACGGCAUCAUCGUCAUCAAAGACAACAUGGCCCAGGAGGGCGUGAUCCUGGACGACGUGGACAGCAGCGUGUGCCGGGACCUCGACGUGGUGCACAGGAUCAUCCGCCGCGCGGGCCUCAGCCUCCUGGCCCAGGAGCGGCAGGAGAACCUCCCGGACGAGAUCUACCACGUCUACAGCUUAGCCCUCAGAUGAGCGGGGCCGGCGGGAGCGCGGGACCAGUGGGGGCGGGGGGAACUGGCAGUCGGGCGAGGCCCGGAAGCUCCACGUCGACGGUUCGGGAGUGUCAGGCGAGGCCACUAAAUAUACCUGUGUCUGCCGUCCACUCGCUAGAGAGACUCUUUUACAAAAGGCAGAACGGGACCCGGGCGGGGAGGGCUGCCGGCGGGGAGGCUGGAGGCUGGCUGGGCCACCGUGAGAGGCGGGGCCCGGGCGGCGCAGGCCCCUGGUGCUCCCUAGGUGGGACCAGUGAGCCCACCAGAGGCGGAGGGUCUUCAGGAACAGGGCCCUGCCUUCUUGCCACAGGCCCGGCUGCCUUAGGAAGAGACUACUCCUUAAUUUGCUUAAGGGUUUUGCCUUGGGGCAGGAGGGGAGCUGGGCUGGUGGAGCCCGUGGCUCUCUGUGCCCUCCUAGCUGCCUUGAACCCUCGUGCCACCUGCCUAUGGUGCAGCUGGUGGGAUGUCCACGUGCCGAGUCCUAUGGAGACAGGGCCCUGGUGUCCUUGAUGUGAUUGUCACAGCAGCCUCUAGCAAGGGGAGAGGCCUAAAGCCUCCCUCUCGGCUGUGCCUCGUGGCUCCUCCUCGGUGGGCAUUUCCAGGCAAAAAUAAAAGGGUGACCCCUGUGCUGGGAGGGCCCUCGCCAGUC
Molecule: messenger RNA, 1533 nt
Organism: Sus scrofa (pig)
Lineage: Eukaryota; Metazoa; Chordata; Mammalia; Artiodactyla; Suidae
Gene: NTMT1
Product: N-terminal Xaa-Pro-Lys N-methyltransferase 1
Cellular component (GO): cytoplasm
Molecular function (GO): N-terminal protein N-methyltransferase activity
Source: RefSeq, marked validated